UCCGCCGCCAUAUUGAGAAGGUCAAAAUGAAAGAAACAGCGGACUGAGCCGUGAAACUGUCCUACAUUAGCCGCCACUCACUCUUGCUUCCGGUCUUAGCUACCCAUUUCCGCUCAAUAUUUUUUAUGUUUUCGACUAUCCCUAACCCAGUUCAAAUAAUCUUAAUCUGGUUUUGAUUCCUUUCCCGCUCAAUCGCUUGUUCUUUUUGUCUUUUAACUCAUUCUGUGCUAAGGAGGCCCAAACUCAGAGGGAAUUGUGGCCAAGAUAAUGACCUUUUUUCGGGGUGGGGAGGUUUGGGAGUAACUGACACGUGGGUGCCUUAGCCACGUGGCCCUGAGGUUCACAUUUAGGGUCCCCCUUUGGAUUAUUCGGAUUUCUGCUCCACCUCCAGCUGCGUUUAGUGGAGUUUUGGCUCUCCUCGGAGUGCCUCAGAUAUGGCUCAUCAGGAGGCUACAUCCCUGGAAGAACCUAUGGUCCGGGCCCAGCGGUUCCGGUUUUCUGAGGAGCCAGAACUAGGAGGGAAAAGGGCGGUGCUGGAGGUUCACAUUCCCCAGGUUCUGCAUUUCCAACAUGGUAUGUAUAUUUGGCCUUGUGCUGUGGUAUUGGCUCAAUACCUAUGGCAUCAUAGAAGAAAUCUGACUGGCAAAACUAUUUUAGAGAUUGGAGCAGGCGUGAGUCUUCCUGGGAUAGUAGCAGCAAAAUGUGGUGCUAAGGUAAUACUGUCUGACAGCUCAGAGUUAACUCAUUGUCUGGAAAACUGUCUGCAAAGCUGCCAGAUGAAUGACCUACCCAACAUACCUAUUACUGGGCUUACCUGGGGACAGAUCUCACCUGAGUUAUUGGCUCUACCACCCUUGGAUAUCAUUCUGGCCUCUGAUGUAUUUUUUGAACCAGAAGAUUUUGAAGAUAUUUUAACUACAGUGUACUACCUAGUACAAAGGAAUCCUCAUGUUCAAUUGUGGACUACUUACCAAGUUCGAAGUGCCGAGUGUUCACUUGAAGCUUUGCUCUACAAGUGGGAGCUGCAAUGCAUCCAUAUUCCUCUGGAGUCUUUUGGUGCCGACAGAGAACAUCUAGCAGAAUCUGCCCUUCCAGGAAGACAUACUGUUGAAAUGAUGAUCAUUUCUUUGGCAAAGAAUGUCCUCUGAAGUGUUCCUAUGUCUCCAGCAAUUAAAUCCUACAUGCUUCUUUUCAACAAUA
This is a messenger RNA of Monodelphis domestica (gray short-tailed opossum), 1200 nucleotides long. RefSeq names its product methyltransferase 23, arginine (gene METTL23). The record is from RefSeq and is a predicted model, not a curated record. NCBI's taxonomy places the organism in Eukaryota, Metazoa, Chordata, Mammalia, Didelphimorphia, Didelphidae. Gene Ontology annotation, cellular component: nucleus; cytoplasm.